This is a messenger RNA of Photinus pyralis (common eastern firefly), 1738 nucleotides long. RefSeq names its product FMRFamide receptor (gene FMRFaR). NCBI's taxonomy places the organism in Eukaryota, Metazoa, Arthropoda, Insecta, Coleoptera, Lampyridae. Gene Ontology annotation, biological process: G protein-coupled receptor signaling pathway. The record is from RefSeq and is a predicted model, not a curated record. The transcript is spliced from 4 exons. The coding region runs from base 254 to 1738 and encodes 494 amino acids. Gene Ontology annotation, cellular component: membrane. Gene Ontology annotation, molecular function: G protein-coupled receptor activity.
GAGUAUGGAUUGCGAAAGCUAAAUUUUAUUAAGGAUAUUUACCACGAUUCUUACGGCGGAAGCGCAGGAAUAACAAGAGCGAAAUGAAGAUUCCUCCAGGAAACUGCAUUUACAACUUUUAAUUAAGAUGAGCGUCAAGUGUUUGUGGAAACAUAAACUUCGAAUACAUUUUUUAAAAGAAGUGAAUAAAGUCGUAAUAAGAGAACAUAUAAUUCAACCAUCUUCCAAUUUUAAGUAAAUUACGAAAGCGGACAUGAGAAAUUCUUCAUUAAACGAUGUCGUGUCAACUCCAAGCCCGUGGACUAUAGGUGAAAAUGAUUCGUGCAUUUUGGUUCCCGACUCGUCGAUGGACUGUUACACUUUUAUAAUAAAUGGAAUUUUUUUAAAUGGAAUCGGCCUGUUGGGAAUUUUGGGUAAUAUCAUUUCGAUGAUAAUUUUAUCAAGACCACAAAUGAAAUCGAGCAUCAACUACCUUUUGAUCGGUUUAGCGCGCGUCGAUACCGUUUUAAUAAUCACCAGUGUAUUGUUGUUCGGACUAUCGGGGAUUUACCCGUACACAGGACAAUUAUUUACUUAUUACUACGUGGUUUAUCCUCAUAUUGUGCCCGUAAUAUACCCUCUAUCAAUGGCGACACAGACUGCUUCCGCUUAUUUGACGCUAACCGUAACAUUAGAAAGAUUUGUAGCGGUCUGCCACCCGCUUCGGGCACGUUCUUUGUGUACAUACGGAAGGGCAAGGGUUUACGUAGUUGUAAUAAUUAUAUUUUCAUUUGUAUAUAACUUUCCUAAAGUGUUUGAGGCUUCUAUUAAAUCGGAGUGGUACGAGGACGCAAAUUUAACAGUGUAUUGUAUUAGACCAACAGAAUUUAGAAGUAACGACGUUUAUGUGAACGUUUACGUGCAUUGGUGUUACCUAAUAUUCAUGUACGUGGUACCCUUUGGCAGUCUGGCUGUGUUGAAUGCUGCGAUAUACAAACAAGUGAGAAAAGCAAAUAUGGAACGUCAACGAUUAUCAAGACUGCAAAGGCGAGAAAUAGGAUUAGCUACGAUGUUAUUAUUUGUAGUUCUCGUAUUUUUUAUUUGUAAUCUCCUACCUCUCGUUAAUAAUAUUAUCGAAUCUUUCCACUUUCAACUUGUGAGAAAAGCAAAUAUGGAACGUCAACGAUUAUCAAGACUGCAAAGGCGAGAAAUAGGAUUAGCUACGAUGUUAUUAUUUGUAGUUCUCGUAUUUUUUAUUUGUAAUCUCCUACCUCUCGUUAAUAAUAUUAUCGAAUCUUUCCACUUUCAACUUGAUCAAAUUACUAAAGUACAUAUUAUAAAAACCAGUAAUCUAUUCGUGACAAUUAAUUCCAGUGUGAAUUUUAUCAUUUACGUUAUAUUUGGAGAGAAAUUCCAACGUUUAUUUCUUAGAUUAUUUUGUAGUCACGGCUUCUUCUCGUCGUCAACCGGGCGGGAUUCACCUGACGGAGCGACGACAAAUGAGGACAGUUUCAUCUCAAACGGAGAUCGACAAAGUAUGAGGUUGUAUAGGCAAAGCACGACUAUUAGUCGAAAUGGCACUUCUAUAAGACUAAACGGCACAGACAGGAGAAGCCUACGUACUCGCGUGCCCAGUCCCGGACCCUGCGUUUACUAUCCAGCGAAUAGGAGAAAGAAGGAGAAUAAUUACAUGAUCCAAACAUCAAUACCUUCCACUGAAUGGGAAGAAACUAAUUGCAAUUCCGCUACGAACUUCUAA